AUGGCACGGUCUCUCCUCUUGAGUGCUAACAUGCCUAAGUACCUUUGGGGAGAAGCCGUGUUGUGUGCACCACAUCUGAUCAACCGUCUCCCAUCAGCUCCUCUUCAAGGUCGUGUUCCUUUUGAUGUCUUGUCUCACUAUGUUCCUAUUCUGUCAUUAAAUACUCUUCCUGCUCGUGUCUUUGGUUGUGUUGCUUAUGUCCAUUUGUAUAAAAAUCAACUGUCCAAAUUGGAUGCUAGAGCCCUUAAGUGUGUGUUUGUGGGGUAUGGUUCCCAUCAGGUCGUCCUUGAUCAUAAUCAGCCGGCCGGCCGUGUUCUUCCGCUGACGGCGGGAGAAGAGCUUUGGACCCGCAGAGAUAACUCGGAAUUUCUGGGCAACAACGAGAAAUCAGAUGGAGGAGAGCACGUGCGAUUCCAGACCUCGGGAGGAGAGCAGGAGCAGGUCCGAUUCAGGAACUCGGAAUUCCCGAUCUCAGAAUUUCUGGGAAAUUCUUCGAUUUCAAGUCCAGUUGGUUCUCCAAUUUCCAGUCAGCUUUCUGAUCCAGUUUCAAGGCCAGGUAGUUGUCCGAUUUCAAACAAAGAGCAAUGCAAUCCGAUUUCAAGUCAAGAACAGUGCAGUUCUCUAAAUUUCAGUCAAGAUCAACUGGUCUCGGCAACUUCUGAUCAGAAUCAUAUUGUGAACAGUUCUCCCUCUCCUUCACAAGUCCCUCAAGCUCAAGUAUUACCCGAGUAAAGUGCAGCAUGCAAUGAAGGAUGAGAAGUGGAUGAAAGCAAUGACAGUUGAGAUGGAUGCGCUUGAGAAGAACUGUACAUGGGAGUUAGUGCCAUUGCCACAUGGGAAGAAGACAGUUGGUUGUAGGUGGGUUUAUAUUGUGAAACAUAACUCAGAUGGGUCGGUA
Messenger RNA from Fragaria vesca subsp. vesca, 898 nucleotides. RefSeq lists its product as uncharacterized. Bases 1 to 732 code for a protein of 243 amino acids. The transcript has 3 exons. The record is from RefSeq and is a predicted model, not a curated record. NCBI's taxonomy places the organism in Eukaryota, Viridiplantae, Streptophyta, Magnoliopsida, Rosales, Rosaceae.